This is a messenger RNA of Saprolegnia parasitica CBS 223.65, 1767 nucleotides long. RefSeq lists its product as hypothetical. Lineage: Eukaryota; Oomycota; Saprolegniomycetes; Saprolegniales; Saprolegniaceae. Gene Ontology annotation, cellular component: membrane. The transcript has a single exon. The record is from RefSeq and is a predicted model, not a curated record. Gene Ontology annotation, molecular function: ATP hydrolysis activity; ABC-type transporter activity; ATP binding. Bases 1 to 1767 code for a protein of 588 amino acids.
AUGGCGUCCUACGCCCUUCACAUCGAGACGCCGCUCGCGUCUGUGCAGCCCGUCACGCUCUCGUGGAGAAACCUCGAGCUUCAAGUAGCGACCAAGGCCGAGCCAAAGACAAUCUUGCACACGCAGUCGGGUGUCGCCAAGCCUGGUGAGCUCCUCGUGAUCAUGGGCCCGUCGGGCGCCGGGAAGAGCUCGCUUCUGGACGUCCUCGCGGGCCGCCAGCCGCGCUACGCAGGUGACAUCCGCGUCAACGGCCAGCCCUGCACCAAAGACGCCAUGCGCCAGCACAUGUCGUACAUCAUGCAAACGGACGCGUUCUACCCGUCGCUCACGGUGCUGGAGCACCUUCUCUUCCAAGCGCAGCUGCGUACGCACUGGCCGCCGGAAGUGCGCCACGCCCGCGUGCUCUCGGUCCUCGAAGAAAUGGGCCUCUCGAAAUGCCGGGACACGCAGAUUGGCGACGACCACCGCAUCCGCGGGAUCUCGGGCGGCGAGCGCAAGCGCUUGAGCUUUGCGUCCGAGCUCCUCACGAACCCGUCGCUGCUCUUCGUGGACGAACCCACUUCGGGUCUCGACAGCUUCAUGGCCGAGUCGGUCGUCGCGCAGCUCCGAGCCCUCGCCCGCGCGGGCCGCACGGUUGUCGCGACCAUCCACCAGCCGUCCGCCGAGGUCUAUGCAGCCUUUGACACGCUCUACCUCUUGUCCAACGGGUCGCCUGUCUACGUCGGCCCCGCGUCGCUUGCGAGAGACUACUUUGCGUCCGUCGGGCAUGUCUGCCCCACGUACGUCAACCCGACCGACUUUUUCAUGCGCGAGCUCAUGCUCGCCGAGCGCGCUCCAAUUAACGACCUCGUGGCCGCGUGGCGUGGCGCCACGUAUGUCUCCGACGACGACGACGGCGGCGAGCCGCUCUCGGAGCGCACUGGGGUUGCAUCGCCGCGCCUCUUCGCCGUGCUCUGCCGGCGCAACGCGCUGCGCAUCCUCCGCGACAAGAUGGCGUUCCGGGCCAAGGUCGCGCAGAACGUCUUCGUGUCGGUCAUUGUGGGGCUGAUCUACUGGCAGCUGCCGCUGACGCAGCUCGGCAUCCAGUCGUUCACGGGCGUCCUCUUCUUCAUUGUGAUCAACCAGUUCUUUGGUAUGGCCGCGCCCGAGUUUGCCGCCGUUGCACUCGAGCUGCCCAUCAUGGCGCGCGAGUUUCAAAGCGGCUUGUACCCGUCGUACGUUUGGUACCUGGCGAAGAACGCGAGUGAGCUCGGCCUUCAAGUGCUCUUCCCGCUCGUGUUUCUGCUGCCCGCGUAUUUCAUGGUCGGGUUUCCCCUCUCGCUGCCCGUUUGGAGCUCGUUCUACCUCUUCUUGUCGCUGCUCGGGUCAGCGGCCACGGGCCUCGGCUACAUGGUGUCGUGCGUCGUCCAGCGGCCCGAGAUUGCGCCAGUCGUUGGCAUCAUGGUGCUCCUGCCGUUUCUCAUCUUCGGCGGCCUCUUCCUGAACGCGGCCAUGACGCCUGUCUACUUCAAGUGGCUCGAGGUCGUCUCGCCGAUGAAGUACGCGUUCCGAGGCCUCAGCCGCGCCUUCUGGUCCCAUGUCGCGUCGAUCCCGUGCGAAGGCCCCUCCCGCAACUGCAUUGCCCGUGACGGUGCGACCGUCUUGGCCAACAUGAGCUUGGACGGCGGGUCCUUCUGGGGCGAUGCGCUCCUGCUUGUCGGUAUCAACCUCCUCUUCCGCACCCUCGGCGGGCUCUUCCUGGCAUGGCGACUUCGAGGCCGUCAAUAA